This is a messenger RNA of Diprion similis, 534 nucleotides long. RefSeq names its product 39S ribosomal protein L33, mitochondrial (gene mRpL33). The record is from RefSeq and is a predicted model, not a curated record. The transcript has 3 exons. Gene Ontology annotation, biological process: translation. Gene Ontology annotation, cellular component: mitochondrion. Lineage: Eukaryota; Metazoa; Arthropoda; Insecta; Hymenoptera; Diprionidae. The coding region runs from base 97 to 291 and encodes 64 amino acids.
CGUGUGCAUGCAACACAACGUCGAUUGCGGCGCCUCCGAGUAUUGUGUCGAGAUUGUGUGACCGAUUAAUUAUUGGUCAGGAAAUCACGCAAUAAAAUGUUCUUAACGAACUUGUUACUUAAGAAAGUGAAAAGCAAACUCAUUAUGGUUCAGAUGGAAAGCGCUGUUACCGGGCAUACGUUUAAUAAAAUACGCGAAAGGCUCGCCGACAAGCUAGAAAUACUGCGAUUUGAUCCACAUAUACAACAGAUAAGUUUGUACAGAGAGAAAAAGAAGAUUCGCAGUAUGUAAUGGUUUUUCUCUGACACUUCGCUGUAAUAUUAAAUAGUGAACUAAGGAUUGAAUUAAAAUGUAAUGUCUUAAGAGUCAAUGCAUUCUAUCAUUUCAAUCUCCCAAUGGCGCUGCUUAGACUUUUCAAUUGCAAGAAGUUGGCAGGCUAAGUAAUUCCGUGUAAUUUAUUUUAUUCAAAUGUACAUUCUACUGAGUAAUCCAUGUAUACAUCAUAUUGAAAACAAUAUAUUCAUUACACUAGAA